AGCGGCGGUUGUCCGUGGAGACCAGGCCGCGACGAUGCUGCUGUGGGCGGCCUGGCUGAGCUCGGCGCUGCGGCUGCUGCUGGCGGCGGCGGCGGCGGCGGAGGAGCCGCCGCGCUACAAGACGGCGGAGAUGGCGGACGCGAUGCUGGGCGGCGCCGCGGCCCCCGCGCUGCUCUCGCUGCUCCCCGCCGACACCUGCGACGCGGAGGCGCCGUGCGAGGCCGGAGAGCGCCCGCCGCUGCCCGAGCCCGAGCCCGAGCCCGUCGUGGUGCUGGAGACCGUGCUGCCGCCGCCCGCCGCCGCCGACGACGCCAAUGGCACGGACGGCGGCCGGGCGCCCAAGGUGGCCUGCGAGGAGCGCAGCGGCCCCGGCCCGCGGGGCUCCGCGCUGCACGUCCUCAACGUCUCCCAGGACCUGAUGGAGUUUUUAAAUCCAAACAGCAGUGACUGUACAAUGGUCCUGUUCUACACUCCUUGGUGUCGUUUCUCCGCCAACCUGGCUCCUCAUUUUAAUUCUUUGCCUCGAGCAUUUCCAACUCUUCGUUUUGUGGCACUGGAUGCAUCUCAGCAUAGCAGUUUAUCAACCCGAUUUGGAACUGUGGCGGUUCCUAAUAUCCUUCUUUUCCAAGGAGCUAAACCUAUGGCCAGAUUUAAUCAUACGGAUCGGACCCUGGAAACAUUGAAGGCAUUUAUUUUUAAUCAAACAGGAAUAGAAGCUAAACCUGAUGUGGUGGUGACUGAGGAAGACCGAGAGGGCCCCCUACCGAGCAUUCUGACAAAAGGAGUAGAUUGGCUACUUUUAUUUUCCUUACUGUUUCUGGCUAGUUUUAUUAUGUAUGCCACCAUUCGGACUGAGAGCAUUCGGUGGUUGAUACCAGGACAAGAACAGGAGCAUCAGGAUUAAGUUCUUGAGUUCUCAGAAUGAAAUGAGGGCACUACUUUGUGCCUGUGGAUAAAGCAAGAAAUCAGUUGAAAUAUAUUGACACUGUGAAUUUGUUCAUUAUAAUUUCAUUGAUUAACAGAACAGAUGUUUUAGCCAAUUACUGGGUGUGCAGAUGUCAGAAACGGGUGGUAAUUAUUGGUGCAAUAAAUAAACAAAUGGAGGUUCAGGAGAAGAGUGUAUUUGUUAAGCUUGUGUAGUUCCUUUCUUGCUACCUACAAGGAAAAAAUGAUAAAUUUAAUAUGUUUAAAGCUGGAUGAAUAAUAUAACAUUUAAGAGUAAUUAUUCCUCCAUUUGAUACUGUCAUAGUACCUUUAGGAAGGACUGUUUGAGAGAGGUAGAGAGAGAGAGAGUGUGUUGGGGUGUGGGUGUGUGUGUGAUGGGGUGUGGGUGGGGAGGACCAGUUGGUGAAGCUUAGCAGCAGUAAACACCUUAAACUUCAUUGUGCAGCCAGGGAGAGCAGGUGGUCAUGUGUUAUAUUUGGCCCUGAAGCUAGGUAUUAUUUACUAUUGUGGGCUUACUAUUGUCUGUAAGGAUCUGCCAUUUUGCUCUAAGGAUUAUAUUAUAUUUACCUGUAUUAAAUGUCCUAACUGCU
This is a messenger RNA of Alligator mississippiensis (American alligator), 1535 nucleotides long. It is a transcript of the gene TXNDC15, whose product is annotated as thioredoxin domain containing 15. Gene Ontology annotation, cellular component: cilium. Gene Ontology annotation, biological process: cilium assembly. NCBI's taxonomy places the organism in Eukaryota, Metazoa, Chordata, Crocodylia, Alligatoridae. The record is from RefSeq and is a predicted model, not a curated record. Bases 35 to 904 code for a protein of 289 amino acids. The transcript is spliced from 4 exons.